Messenger RNA from Cucurbitaria berberidis CBS 394.84, 1546 nucleotides. RefSeq names its product glycoside hydrolase family 28 protein. Bases 105 to 1433 code for a protein of 442 amino acids. Lineage: Eukaryota; Fungi; Ascomycota; Dothideomycetes; Pleosporales; Cucurbitariaceae. The record is from RefSeq and is a predicted model, not a curated record. Gene Ontology annotation, biological process: carbohydrate metabolic process. The transcript is spliced from 3 exons. Gene Ontology annotation, molecular function: polygalacturonase activity.
UGUCUCUCUUUUAUACCAAAGUCACUCUUUUAUCGCCGACCAGCUUUUUUUAUUAACUUCUCCAUCACUCGUUCCUGCUGGGCAGGUCUUUUUUUUCACACACAAUGCACUUCACCUCAUUCCUCGUCGCGGCUGCGUCCGUUCUCCCUGUAUUCGGACAGCUAUCAGGCAAGGUCGGACCUUUGACCACGCAUGCUGCCAAGUCCGCCAAAAAGACUUGCAAUGUCCUCAGCUAUGGUGCGAAGGCGGAUAAGACGACCGAUAUCGGUCCGCCUCUGCUGGCUGCGUUUGCAGCUUGUAAGACUGGUGGUACCGUCGUUGUUCCAGCGGGUGAAUUCGCGAUCAAGACUUGGGUUACAUUUGAGAGUGGCAAGGGAUGGGCGCUCCAGAUCGACGGCACGAUUUCUCGCACCAGUGGUGGUAGCGGCAACAUGCUGUUCGUGAGGAACGCGAACGACUUUGAGUUGUUCAGCAGCAACGGCAAGGGUGUCAUUCAGGGUAACGGCUUCGAGGACCACAAGACUGGAAAGCGCGACGGCGCUCGCCUUAUCCGUAUUGAGCAGUCUACGAACUUCUCAGUCCAUGAUAUCAUUCUUGUCGAUGCCCCGAUGUUCCAUUUCGUCAUAUCGAAGAGCUCAAAUGGAGAGGCUUAUAACAUGGCUAUCCGGGGCGGUGAUAUGGGCGGUCUCGAUGGCGUAGAUGUCUGGGGUACUAACAUCUGGAUCCAUGAUGUCAUGGUCACCAACAAAGAUGAGUGCGUCACAGUAAAGUCGCCCUCGAAGAACAUCCUCAUCGAAAACAUCUACUGCAACUGGAGCGGCGGCAGCGCCAUUGGCUCCCUCGGAACCGACACAGCCAUCUCCUCCGUCAUUUACAGGAACAUCUACACGGUACAUUCCAACCAGAUGAUGAUGAUCAAGUCCAACGGCGGCAGCGGCUACGUCGAAGACGUCGUGUUUGAAAACUUCAUCGGCCACGGAAACGCAUACUCGCUCGACAUUGACCAAUACUGGUCGUCCAUGAAGUUGAUCGCAGGAGACGGCGUCAAGCUGUCCAACAUGACAUUCAAGAACUGGAAAGGCGGCCUCGCCAACGGCGCACAGCGCGGCCCCGUCAAGGUUGCUUGCUCUGACAAGACACCGUGCACUGAUAUCAACAUCACCGACCUCUCCAUGUGGACCGAGACCGGCAACAAACAGACCUACUCGUGCCGCUCCGGAUACGGCAACGGUUUCUGCCUGAAGAAGGGUACUGGAGCUGGUUAUGCGGCGAUCACGUCUACGCAGGUCGCUGCCCCGACGGGAUACUCUGCCCCGGUUAUGAAGGAGGAUCUCAAGACCGCCUUUGGCACCGCGGCUAGCAUUCCCAUUCCGACUAUGCCUGCCAGUUUCUAUCCUGGCACCCCGCCCCGUUCCAGGCUUGCUGGCCAGUAAACAUGCAUUGUUUAGAAAUUUGGUGUGUGUUUCAGUGAGUUAGUAGCUUCAAUUGUAUAUUUUAGAUUAUUGAAUUUUAUUUUGUGUUCAAGAUUUGAGCAUGCAUUCUCUCG